Formica exsecta is the source of this 5693-nucleotide messenger RNA. RefSeq names its product C-terminal-binding protein (gene CtBP). The record is from RefSeq and is a predicted model, not a curated record. The coding region runs from base 949 to 2100 and encodes 383 amino acids. Gene Ontology annotation, molecular function: NAD binding; oxidoreductase activity, acting on the CH-OH group of donors, NAD or NADP as acceptor; transcription corepressor activity. The transcript is spliced from 8 exons. Lineage: Eukaryota; Metazoa; Arthropoda; Insecta; Hymenoptera; Formicidae.
CAUCGGGCGGCGCGCGCGAGUUACUCGGGCGGCCGGGGGCCGCCAUUUUCCUCCAGCAAGGGAGAGCAGUUCGGAGCGUAGGUAGCGGAGGUCUGUGUGCGUUACUAACGUAUCGGGUCGAAAAUAGUGAAUCGGGAGACGCGACAGUUUUGUUCGCGUACACCGCGAACCGUGUGCGAUCCAUACGUACGUACGGUCAUACGGAGGACCGCAGUGCGCCUGGUGGCCAGUAUAUCCGCGCGACAUUGUGCCGACUGGCGGCGAUCACCCGGUAGACGGACGCCGCCGCCGCCGCGUACCGUUGUGCAAAAUUAACGACACGAAGCAGAGAUAUAUCUCUGAAAAAGACUCGGGAAGAUCGCGAUAGUAAACGAUAGAAAGAACGAAGGGAAGAAGGAGAGAAAAAGAGACAAGACAGCGCGCGAGCGCAAAGGAAAGAGAGAGAAAGGGAUAAGGAACAGCAAGAUAGAGAGAGAGAGAGAGAGAGAGAGACACACACACAAUUGAGACAGAAGCAGUGUGAAUAGUUUGGUGAUCGCAUUGUGGCCGCGCAGUGAAAAUACUCGACCAGCCAACUUCGGGUAUUACGACGCCGAACGGGAUAACAAGAGGAGAGUGAGUCGCCUCCGACAGGAGACGGUGUUUAUUGAGCCGUGAUGCAUUGGAGAUUUGGCAGUUCUUGCUCGAAGACCGACCAGAAGUCAGUGUUGCAAAAGCAGUUUGUGUGACAAAGCCGAAAAAACAAAGGGAGUGCUGAAACAUUGUACUAGUUGGACUAGAAGAGGCAUCUCCGCUGCGAGUGUCUUGUUGAUAGAUAGAUUCUGUCAUAUUCUAUCAUUGUUGGAGGGAGAGUGGCAGGGGAAGGGCAGCGGUCGUAAUUUUUCUUUCUAGUGACACUGAGAGCGCACAGUGAAAAUAAUAAAAAUAGGGGGGGCGGUCUGCUGACCGAUGGACAAACGGAAGAUGAUGCCCAAACGCCCUCGUAUGGAGAACUUGAGGGGUCCGAUCGCCAACGGACCGAUUCAGACACGACCAUUGGUUGCACUUCUCGAUGGUCGCGAUUGCUCCAUUGAGAUGCCCAUUCUCAAGGAUGUCGCGACUGUUGCCUUUUGUGAUGCGCAGUCUACUUCAGAAAUACAUGAGAAGGUAUUAAAUGAAGCAGUGGGUGCACUGAUGUGGCACACGAUAAUUUUGACAAAGGAGGAUUUGGAAAAGUUCAAGACGCUGCGAAUUAUCGUUCGGAUUGGUUCCGGCGUGGAUAACAUCGAUGUUAAAGCAGCCGGCGAGCUCGGCAUUGCGGUGUGUAAUGUGCCUGGCUAUGGCGUUGAGGAAGUGGCCGAUACAACUCUUUGUCUUAUACUAAAUCUUUAUCGACGCACUUACUGGCUUGCGAAUAUGGUGCGCGAGGGCAAAAAGUUCACAGGACCAGAACAAGUGAGAGAAGCAGCAACUGGUUGCGCCAGGAUACGGGGUGACACACUAGGUAUUGUGGGCCUAGGUAGGAUCGGUUCUGCUGUUGCGUUGCGUGCCAAAGCUUUUGGCUUUACUGUCAUCUUCUAUGAUCCUUAUUUGCCGGACGGCAUCGAGAAAUCGUUAGGUCUCACCAGGGUUUACACAUUACAGGAUUUGCUAUUUCAAUCAGACUGUGUAUCUCUACACUGUACCUUGAACGAACACAAUCACCAUCUAAUAAACGAAUAUACUAUCAAACAGAUGAGACCGGGAGCAUUUUUAGUCAAUACAGCGCGAGGUGGUCUGGUAGACGACGAUGCACUUGCUGCAGCGCUCAAACAAGGUCGAAUUCGCGCGGCGGCGUUAGAUGUCCAUGAAAACGAGCCAUACAACGUCUUUCAGGGUCAGUCCGCGAAUCAGUGUCCAUUGAAAGAUGCGCCCAAUUUACUAUGCACCCCACAUGCCGCCUUCUAUAGUGAUGCAAGCUGCACCGAGUUACGCGAGAUGGCGGCGAGCGAGAUACGACGGGCGAUCGUCGGCCGCAUACCCGACUGCCUGCGCAACUGCGUGAACAAGGAAUACUUCCUUUCCUCGACUGGCGAUGGGAAUAAUGAUGGCGAAAGAACGGCCGAUACGACUGCCCCAUAAAUUCUGUCCGCUCCGCUUCUUCCGAGAAACUCUAGAGGGAAUCUGUGCUUGAGAGAGAAUGACAUAAGAAGUAGACGAGAAGGACGGAGAGCAAGAAAGUAUGAAUGGAAGAAAUAGAUGAAUUUUAUUGAAUAUUAGUGCGCGCUCUGGUGUGUAUUAAAAGCUUGAAUAUAAAUUGCUACAUAAAGAUUCGUAAAUAAAUUGAUGUAGAGAUACAUACAUAAACUUUUGCGUAACGAGUUGUACAAAAAUGAUACAAGUUUAUACAUAACUUUACAUAAACUUUUGUAUACAAAUUGGAAUAAAGAUGUAUGUAUACAUAAGUCGCCAAAUUGGGUUAGAUGCCAUCUUUUUACCACAAGUUAUCAUAUCACAACAUUGAUGGAAUAUACGUUGGUAUUAAUGUAACUUGACGAGAAAAAUAGGAUCUUCUAUUCUUUAUUAACAUUUUAUUCAAUUAUAAUUAGUAUUAUAUUAUAAUUAGUAAUUAUUCAGUAUAAUAAAUAAUCUAUUAAUAUUAAUAUUAAUAUAUUAAUAUUAAAAUAUAAUAUUUAAAAUAUUAAUAUUAAUAUUUUAAGACCGAUAAAAAUAUAUUUAUAUUAAUCUUUUUUUUGUGAUAUACGAGAAAACUGUUUUGAAAUUACCAAUAAACACAAAAUUGAAAUGCAAUUUCGACUAUCUUUUCUCCAUUUAUUAUUCUCAUAAUUAGCAUAAAAUAAUGUCACGAAUUACCAGCAGGAAAUCUUAAAAUUAAAUAAAAUUAAAUAUUUCUCUAAUUAUUAAUUUAUAUUGCCUCCAAAAAUAUUUAUGCAGUGUUCUCGUAAGGCUUAUAUGAAGUAUAUAAAUAUUUAGUGGGCUCUUAAAGAAUAAUUGAUUAAUAAUUGAUUUAAUACUUUCAAAAUUUUAUUUACUUUUACAUCUUUAACAGCAUUAAAGAUAUAUAUAUAUAUUGAAGCGGAGUCAAAAUUAAAAAUGGAAUAUACAUUGACCAUGUUAUUGAUCAGGGCUCUUGUAUUCAUGUCUUUGUCUAGUUUAUGUAAGUUAACUGGCUUUAACUGGCAUCAGUGCGCACUAAUGCAUUCAAUCAAAUUGGUUAAAAAAAAGAAAGAGUGAGAGAAAAUAAAAGAAUGAUAUGAACAGAAUGUGUGUGUGUGUGUGUGAAAAAGAAAAGAAAGAGAAAAGAAUGAGCGCGCGCGCGCUCGAGAGAGAGAGAAAAAGAAUGUGAGUGUGAAAGAGAUGAAAGUUGCAGUCUACUUGUGCAUAUAUGUGAUUUUCUGCUCGCAUUUUUACAUUUAUAGAGCCGCACGGAUAGAAUGCAUUUUGAUGUAAUUUUUGCGAUUAAACCAAAUACAGUUGGACAGAGCAUAAUGAUGACAGUAUAAUGAAGACAGUCGGUCUAUCUCGCGAUUUAUCUUCCGGUUUCUGGUAAUUUUAUACAACAUAGAUUUGUUUGGUUUAGCCGCGCUCUUUCUCGCACUUUUUUUCUUUUUACAUAAGAAAUUUAGAAAAAAAUAUCUAAAUUUUACAAUAAAUAAAGUUUAAUUAGGCUCUAUAGAAGAAAUACUAUUAAUUAAACAGAAGAGAGAUACAUAUUAAGAUUUGCGAAUGUGUAUUCGACACAAAACAACAAUAAUGUAAAUAUAUUGGGUUGAUUAUUAAAAAAGAAAAAAAUUCUUUUUCCCAUAUGCGCGAAUCUUGCUAAAAUUAUUUUAAAAUUCUUUUUCCUUCUUGUAUGACUCUUAAUAAAACAAUUCUUACUUUCAUAUAACUCUAAAUAAGAUAAUUCUAUAUAAAAUAUGUGAUAUAUUAAUAACAAAUUAAAAAAGUUUAAAAUAAAGUUCUUUUCUUAAAGCAAAAAUGAAUAAAUCAUUUCAUCAAUCUAAUAUAUUCAUGACAACACACACACACACACACAAAAGUGAGUAAUUAAUGAUUCUAUAUAAUUUAUUGAUUGUAUAUUGAACGUAAUGAAAAUUUGAGAAACACAUUUUUUCACACUUGGCAGUACUAAAUAAACAUAUACAAUAUACAGUAAUACAUAUAUGUAUGUUCAGCUGUACUAUCACUAUUACACAUGUAUAAAAAACAUUUGCCUUUGUUAUAAUCAUUAAAUUAGCAAUUAUAUAUUUCUAUUCUUUUCAGAGAAAAGUAAAACAGAUAAUAGUUGAAAAUUGAUAUAAUAAUAUCAGAUUGUGAUCAAGAGAAAAAGAGACAGAUAAUUCACUUUUUUUUAUAUUUCAACUUUUAAUUUUUAUCUUUUUUUUCUAAUAAUAGAAAGAAACAAAUCAAAUUUUCGAUCAACCUAAUAUAAUGCAUUUAUAUAUAUAUAUGUAAUUUGCCCACGCGAAUUGAAUCAACUUGUAAUAAAUAUAUUAAAAGAGAGUGAAUGAUGACAGUGCAGGAAAAGCGCGACUGAAACGAACGUACUCGAAACAAAAUUAUCCAUGAAUGAAAGUCAUUGAUAUUUAGAUAAUGAUCUUUAGGAUCAUGAUCUUAAGAAUUAAUAAUAAUUAUAAUUGAAAGGUUUAGUACGAAUGUUAAGCAAAUUAAGCAGUUCUUCCUUUUCUAUAAAAAAAAAAAAAAAGAAGGGCUUUAUUCACGAAAAUGAGUGUUGCAAAUAUAUAAAGUAUUGUACGCGAUAUUACGUUUAGUUUCAUUGCCGUAUAAAUUUGAUUAUUAUUAUAUGUAGUUGAUAUGUAUUAAUUACUUUCAUCAAGAUACGUCUUCUGAUUUUUAUCUUGUUAGAUAUUAAUGAGCGAUUUUCUUAAUUUCUUAAGCAAUUCCCUUAAUAUUUUUGAUUUAGGAAGAAAUAUCGCAUUGUCUUAAUUUCUUAAAAUCGAUUCUUUUCAUUUUUUGUCUUAUCCUUGAUUGUAUGUCGCGAUACGUCUUACACUAUAAUAUUCCUAUCAUUAUGUUUAUUUCGAAUAAUUGUGUAUCAUAUUGAAUAUUUUACAUCUCAGUAUAUUUGCUUAAUGAAUAAAAAAGAAACGAAAACAAAUUUUUUCCCUGCACAAUUAUUUACCCUAAUUUUAAUAAUUGAGAAGCGCUAAUUAUGUAAAUAAUUCGAUAUUCUUACCCAGUCAUUAAAUUUGUCACACUGUAUUUGGAUUCGCAUGUGUUGUUUUUGUUUUCAAUUUUUUGAUAAAUAAUUAUAUAACAAUCGAUAAUUCUCUGCGAAAUAUCAAACGAUCCAGCGAUUUUUUAGAAAUAUAAAUUUUUCUUUUUAGAGUAGAGAUUAUGAUUUUCUAAGCUAAAUUAUAUAUUGAAACGAAAAAUAUACUUCAAAUUAUGAAAAUACUACACGAAUACAGAAGACGAUUAGGAUGUCAAAACAAUUUUUGCAAAGAAUCUGUAACAUAUGUAGCAAUUUAUUUUAAGCAAAUGCCUUGAUGCGUUUCAGAAUAAUGCAGUACUUUUAUCGCGAUCGAAAUUCGUAUUAUAAUUAAUUAAUCACCGAUAAUUAGCAUUAUUUUCUAUAAUAGACUUUUUGUCAAAAUAUAAAAAAUUUGUGUUAGAACUGUAACGAUCAUUUUUUGAUAAGUGAGAUUCUUUGAUUUAAAGCGAGAUUGGCAACAAAAAGAGUGAAAAAUUGA